AUGUCAAACAGUAAGCGUAUGAAGUAUGAAGGUCCUUCCACCAGUCAAAUGGGGAACGAUACUAAGCUCGAUAAGUCUCCGUAUGUACCUGGAUUAACCAAAGCAAUAAUCCUAGGAAAAAGAGGUUCCAUGCAUGAGUUUGAUGGCACUCCACAAAUUUUAACGAUUAUGGUGAAACCAACAUGCAAUUAUUGA
Messenger RNA from Clunio marinus, 195 nucleotides. The record is from the annotation of a GenBank genome assembly. NCBI's taxonomy places the organism in Eukaryota, Metazoa, Arthropoda, Insecta, Diptera, Chironomidae.